AUGUCGGACCAACACCAAGCAGCACCGUCGAGUCCAGAACUCGAGCAGACGCUCGCAGGCUCACAAGAAAACGUCAAGGGAAAAAGAAAACCGGGAGAGGAAUGGAAAAAGGACGAAGUUCAGGAGAUUCCACACAAUAACCUUCUCCUCGUUUUUCCUGGAUUCAUUUUGACAGUAUUUCUGGCCGCUCUCGACCAGACAAUUGUUGCAACAGCAUUGCCGAGAAUUGUUGCUGACCUUAAUGGAGCUUCGGGAUAUGCAUGGGUUGGAACGGCAUACCUACUCACGAGCGCAGCAUGUGCUCCUCUAUAUGGUGUUCUAUCAGAUAUGACGGGACGAAAGCCAACGCUCUUCUUCUGUAUUUUGACCUUUUUGCUUGGAUCUGCACUAUGUGGUGCGGCCAAGUCGAUGCUCUGGCUUUGCAUCUCUCGCGGUGUUCAGGGUAUUGGUGGUGGUGGCGCCCUACAGCUUUGCCAGAUUACUAUCUCCGACAUCACGACUCUUGAGAAGCGAGGAAAAUAUAUUGGCUUCAUUGGAGCCACAUGGGGUGUUGCCAGUGUCGUCGGGCCAUUGAUCGGUGGCGCAUUGGCAGAUCACUCGUCGUGGCGCUGGAUCUUUUGGCUGAAUCUCCCUACUGGUGGCUUUGCCAUUGCUCUCCUUGCACUGUUCCUCAACCUCAAUCCAACGCCGCGCAAGCCGUUCAAGACCUAUGUCCGAGAGUUCGACUUUCUCGGAUUGCUUCUAGCGGUUGGAGGCGUUGUGUGCAUCCUACUCGGAUUCAACUAUGCAGAAACAUCGUGGAAAGACGCAAAGACAAUCGCCCUUUUGGUCGUCGGCGGUGUUCUUUUUAUCAUCUGCGGCGUCAACGAAUUCUAUCUCAAGGAGCGUCUGCCCAUCUUCCCACCAAGAUUGUUCCAAACAAGAACAACAACUGGUCUCCUUCUCUCGAGUUUCAUCCAGUUCUUUGCGUUCACAGGCGCGUCAUAUUACUUGCCAAACUACUUCCAGGUUCUGGGAUCAUCCGCCACAGACGCUGGGAUCAAGAUGAUACCGUUUUCCUUUGGAGGCGCAAUCUUUGCCAUUGUUGGUGGCCAGAUUGUAUCACGUACGGGUUCCUACAGACCUACUCUUUGGGCAUCCUGGGUUGUGACGACGCUCGGCAUGGGCCUGUUCUAUCUCCUUGACAACAAGACAUCUGUUGGUGUCCAAGUUGUACUAUUGCUUGUGGCAGCAAUUGGUGUAGGACCGCUCUUCCCCGUUCCCUUGAUCGCACUCCAGGCUGCUAUGCCCCUCAAAGACAUGGCUACCUCGACAUCAACUUUAUCGCUUCUCCGAUUCCUUGGUGGAACUAUUGGGCUAUCUGUUGGAAAUGCUGUCUAUCAAUCAGGACUGCGACGGCGCCUGCCACGUAUUGAAGGCUACAAUCCCGGUUCUUAUGGGAUGACAAACAACGUUCAGGGUCUACAUGAGAUUCAGCCACCGGAAUUGCGAGACCAAGUUCUGCAUGCAUAUACCCGGUCCAUUGCGCUCAUCUGGAUCGUCUAUUGCGCAAUUUGCUUUGUCGGGCUCCUCCUUGUCCUUCCUGUACGUGCGUACUCGCUCAAGAGACAAAUCAAGAAAGGAGAAGACCCUAAGAAAGCUGGAGACGCAGAAGAACAAGAAAGAUCCGCCACCCCACCUUCUUCAAACGAUCUGGAGAAAGGGCACGCUAAUGGUGCCGACGUGAAUAUGGAGAAGAAUGAAAAGUCUCGAUAUGCAUCGAGGGUGGAAGCGGUAGAAACAAAGGAGGGACAGGCUACAAACUUAUGA
This is a messenger RNA of Serendipita indica DSM 11827, 1809 nucleotides long. The record is from the annotation of a GenBank genome assembly. Lineage: Eukaryota; Fungi; Basidiomycota; Agaricomycetes; Sebacinales; Serendipitaceae.